UUAAGCUAAACCUGCACCCUGCGCUCGACGGGUUUACACCGGCUCUGGAUUUUGUUCACUUUGAGUCGUCUUUCAAAAAAAAAACUGCAAUGUGAAUACGAAUGCGAAUGCUAGAAAUAGAAACCGAAAGAAAGUGAGUCGAGAUUCAAAACAAACUGUUGUCGUCACCGCUCGCGCUUCAUAUCACGCAGAAAUGCUCCUCUUCGCUUUUUUCGCAACCUUCGCUUUUCUUGUAGAUUUUUCCUGGGCUCUUCCAACAGAUAUUAUUAUUCAGUUCGAGCGCAGUGUUUUGCUGAACGGGACAGUAGUUGAGAGGAUCCUUAUCAGUGAUGCAAAUUUAAAGGGACAUUUCGACCAGCAACCUGUUGUCAGACCCAUUCAAGACGAAGUCCUGAAGAUGAUGGUGGAGAAAGAUCAUGAAACCUCAAGUUAUGGCACAUAUACACGUUUGAGGGAAUGUAAGCUGCGAGGGUAUCGAGUCCUGCAGCUGUCCGACCGGUUUCAGCUUAAUGGCAAAGAUUAUCUGACUUUAGAUUCGGACAGUGAUUCAUGGACCGUGUUGAUGCCAGAGGCACAGGGUCUAAAGAAGUCAUGGACACUUAAGGCUGAGUGUACGAGUCUAGACAAAACUCACCUGAAAGAAGAAUGUGAGGAAUUCAUUAAACAGAUAAAUGAUGCCCCGAAUCAAGAAGGGCUUGGUGUGUUAAGAGUGAUGGCUCCAGUUCUCUGCACUUUUCUCUUCAUUGGAUUUGUCUUUAUGAGCCUCCUUAUCUUCAAGCGACACGGUGAGCAUACAUCAUGUGUUUUAGGCUCAAUUAUCCACUAUCCAGCCCAUCAUUUUGAAGUACCAUUGAACGAACAGAGUCAAAAGGACAUCUCUCAAGUUCCAGUGCUGAAGGGUCCCUAUAGCAAUCAUCUAACCUGCCCAACCACAUAAUUGUAAAGAGUCAACUCUUGGUCAUGAUUUCAGAAGUCUUAGAUGCAUUUGAAAGUUCA
Messenger RNA from Carassius carassius (crucian carp), 996 nucleotides. RefSeq lists its product as uncharacterized. Lineage: Eukaryota; Metazoa; Chordata; Actinopteri; Cypriniformes; Cyprinidae. The transcript has 5 exons. The coding region runs from base 194 to 937 and encodes 247 amino acids. The record is from RefSeq and is a predicted model, not a curated record.